This is a messenger RNA of Nyctereutes procyonoides (raccoon dog), 3941 nucleotides long. It is a transcript of the gene ATXN7L3B, whose product is annotated as ataxin 7 like 3B. Gene Ontology annotation, biological process: regulation of gene expression. The transcript has 2 exons. The coding region runs from base 187 to 480 and encodes 97 amino acids. The record is from RefSeq and is a predicted model, not a curated record. NCBI's taxonomy places the organism in Eukaryota, Metazoa, Chordata, Mammalia, Carnivora, Canidae.
GCGGCGGCGGCAGCGGCGGCGGCGGGUCCGGGCGGCGGGUCCGGGCGGCGCGAGCUCACGGUCCCAGCCCCCGGGAGGCGCCGCGACGCAGCGAAGGCUCGGGCUGCGCGGCCCCCGCGCCCCGCGUACGCCCCGGCCCCGCCGCCCGAGGAGCCCGGCGGCCGCUGCCGGCGCGGGCGCGGUAAGAUGGAGGACGUGUCGCUGGCCGAGCUGGACACCAAGCAGCUGGAGGCGCUCGCCCAGGAGAUCUACGUGGACCUCAUCGAGGACUCGUGCCUGGGCUUCUGCUUCGAGGUGCACCGGGCCGUCAAGUGCGGCUACUUCUACCUGGAGUUCGCGGACGCGGGCGGCGUGAAGGACUUCGGGCUGCCGCCGGUGGAGGACACGGGCGCCCGCCGCCUGCCGCUGUGCGCCCUCCCCGCCGAGCCGGGCAGCGGCCCCGAGCAGCCGCUGCAGCGCGCGCCCCCGGACUUCCAGUAGCCGCGGCGCGGGGGCCACGGCAGCCGACACGGCCCCGCGGGCGGGACGCAAGGGCCCGCAUCGCCGGGCGGGGAGGGGGCCCCCGGGGGACGCGGACAGACGCGGCAGGUGACACGGCCCCGUGCGCGCUGAGCAUCCCAGCCUCUCGAGGCCCCGUGUGCAGGACCUAAGGGUCCGGAUCGCCGGGCGGAGGUGAUCCCCGGGGGCCCCGCGGGAGACGGGGACAGACGCACAGACACAACAGGUGACACGGCCCCGUGCGCGCUGAGCAUCCCAGCCUCUCGAGGACCGCACGUGCAGGACGCAAGGGCCCGGAUCGCCGUGCGGGGGGGACCCCCGGGGGCCCCGCGGGAGACGGGGACAUGGACAGACGCAGCAGGUGACAGCCCCGCGCGCUGAGCGUCCCAGCCUCUCGAGGCCCCGCGUGCAGGACGCAAGGACCAGGAUCGCCGGGCGUAGGCGACCCCAAGAGCAGCCCCGCGAGAGACGGGGACACGCACAGACACGGCAGGUGACAGGGCCCCGCGCGCUGCGAGUCCCAGCCUCUGGAGGCCCCGCGUGCAGGACGCAAGGACUGGGAUCGCUCUGCAGGGGUGACCCCCGUAGGCCCCGCGGGAGACGACGGGCAGCCCAGUGCAGAGCGCAGACGGGGACAGAUGCGCAGACGCAGCAGGUGACACGGCCCGGUGCGUGCUGAGCGUCCCAGCUUCUGGAGGCCCCGCGUGCAGGACGCAAGGACUGGGAUCAUUGUGCAGGGGUGACCCCUGGAGCGGCCCCGGAGGCCCCGCGGGAGACGGCAGGCGGCCCGGUGGAGAGCGCAGACGGGGACAGACGCACAGACACGGCAGGUGACAAGGCCCGGCGUGCACUAAGCGUCCCAGCCUCUGAAGGCCCCGCGUGUAGGACGCAAGGGUUGGGAUCACUCUGCAGGGGUGACCCCCGGAGGACGACGAAGACGGCGCGCGGCUGGGGCGCAGCCGGUGCUCGGGGCCCCCCGCGCCGCCCGGGGGAGGAGCCCGGCCGGGACUUCCUGCGGCACUUCCUCCUGGACGCGGGAUGUCGGCGGGCGCGAGGUCCGGGCGUUGCCAGCCCCAACGCGGGGCAAGCCAAGGAGAAGGACCGCCGCCCGGUCCCGGAGGGGAAGCCCCGCGGCCCCGGCUGCAGGCAGGAGAGGACGUCCACGCCAGCCGCGGACGCCGUGGGGACCGGGGCCGAGCGCUUGCCCCCCGUCCGGUGGGCAGCCUGGUGGCCCGGCAGGCCGAGGCUCUGGCCCCGGUGCCUUGGGGAGGUAGCGGGGCCUCUGCAGCGGUGCACGACCCCCUCCCCCCACCCCCCGCCCCACAGGUUCACGCCCGGAUAUGCGCUGCUCUGCGCGGCCGAGCCCCCGGCCGACCCGCCCGCCCGUGUGUCUGGCCCAGGCAGCCCGCCGGGUCCCCACCGGCCUCCUGCGUCCCCGGGGGCGGCCCGCAGUGACCAGCGCCGCAGACGCUGUGCAGCAGACCGAUUGGACAGCGGGGCCCAGGGCGGCCUCUACCAGCGGCCCUCCAGGUUGACGGCGUAGUCCCCGGGGCCGGGGGGCAGGGAGGGGUCACCUGUCCUCCGGCUGCAGCAUCCCCGGGGCCGCCCCAUCCGGGCCGGUCAGCCCAAGCAGUGUGACCGCAAGCAUCUGUCUAGACUCUCACCGCCACCCCUGCCCCUCAGGAGGGGCGGCCCCUUCCAUUCAGUCCCUUUUGGACAUUCCUGACAAGAGCUGCCUUCUUGUGGGAAGUCGGGGUCGGGACAGGCCAGGAUGGGAAACGUGAGCCACGCCUCAAAGCCACCCUCCACUUUGCUCCCUGCUGAGGACUUAGGAAGUGUAGAGGGUCGAGAACCCCAAAGUGAGCGGGAACGGUGCUGCUUUAUUUGAAAUGUUUUCUUACCUCAUUCUGUGCCCUAGCACGGGGGCCAGCCUCAUCCGUCUGGCCCGGCCCCGUGUCCCCACUGUCCCCUGCUCCCCUGCCCGUCCAGUGCAGCUGGACCCCAGGUGCUGCCGGCUCCCCUGCUUCCACACCGGCCAGCUGCAGUUCAUCUCUCCAUGCUCCCGCUCCAACCUGCCCAGGUGCCCUCUCCUCGGCUUCUUUCAAGUUUUUCCUUUUUUUUUUUUUUCUCUCCCCUUCCUUGUUCUGGGAGAUACAGAGAAGAACCUUUCAGGUGGUUUCCUCUGUGGGGAUGAAGAUGGGAGAGUGGGUAAACGAUUUGUGCAGGAAAGGCAGGGCCCCGCCUAGGCAUCUGCCUGCAGGACUGCCUUGGAUGCCUCCCUGCGGGUCUCCCUUCGGGGGCCCCUGCACCUCCCCCCUUGCACUAGGAUGCCGCCUCAGGGCCUAAGCCGGAGAGCAGGGACGCCGAGCGCGCCACGCAGGGGUGGAGCGGGGCCUGGUCUGGUUUGCCAGCCCUUGCUGUGCAGGUACCGUUCCUCAUCCCGGGAGGACCUGCUUGGACCGUGCCGCCGAUGGGUGUCACGCAGAGCCCUCGAGGGAACCGAUAGGGCCGCUAGACUGUCGGUCAUUGCGUGUCCCCCCACCCCCCCAGAGUUGUCCUGGUCGGGGUUGAGGUGUCCUAACCGGUUGUCUUCAAGAAUUUUGCUGACUUUUUGGGAAGUUAAAGGUCGGCAAGAGUUAAAACGAUUUGGGGUUAUCUGCCCUUGGCUUUGUAGCCGUCUCCUUGCAGGGGGCUGCAGAGGGGCCGGAGGGAAACCGGCUGCGGGUAAGGUGAGGGGGGGGAGCUCUGACGGAGAUCCCUUGUACCCUUGCCCCUUGCCGGUCAGCCUCCUGGUUAGGGAGGGAGAGGUGGAAAGCAAUUCUCAGUAACCGUUGCUUCACUUUGCCUCCCUCCUGGUCAUGGUUUUCGUUCUCUGCCCUCCCGUUAUUGGGGCAACGGCCUGGCCGGGUCCAAUAGGAGCCCUGCGGGGACACACGGACCCCUUCCUUUUCUGGGGCGGGAGCGCUCCCGCCCGUAGUUGACCGUGGUUAGGAACUCUCCCUUUCCCUUCCUGCCUUCCCUCGAACAGCAGAAUUCCUGCCCUUCCUUAAUCAAUUAAGUAUAUUGAUCACCCUGUAAUUCUAUUACGUAUCCGAGUGUGUGUGUGUGUGUGUGUGUGUGUGUGUGUGUGUGUGUGUGUGUAUGGGUAUGGGGGGAAGGGGUUCUUUACAGACGUCUGUGGUUCAUGGCUUUUUCUUCCGUACAUUAGUUCCCACCACCGCAUGUGCAGGGGCCAGUGCCUGGCGUUGUCGCAUGCUGGGGUCAUCGGGGAAGUGUAGUGAGGCUCACCUCUGUCCUUUGUUUUGGAGAUUAUUAUUUUUGCAUAAGUGGUCCAUCCUAUACAGAUCGCUAACUGUGUAUUCCCCUUGCCCCUGUGGCUGCUGGUGUAAAUAAACUGCAUCUCCCCAUUGGUAAACAGUACUAAUAAAAUUUUAAAAAAAUGA